AUGGCUCAAGAAAUAACAGGCCCCAUGAAAACACUACCAGUGGAGUUGGAAUUGCGAAUAAAACAACUGGAAGAACUGACACAUACAGUUGCUGCUCAAAAGGGAAUUAACCAAGACAUUCUAGACAAACUGGAUAGCCUAGAUAUAAAGACUAAAGAACUGAGCGACAAAAUCCAAGAACAAGAAUCACGUAUUGUCCAAAUUGAGAAAAUGAUGAAACAGAAAAAUCUACUUUUCUUCGGUGUGCCCGAGAAAGAAAAGGGAUAUAAUGAUCUUGAAAACGCCAUUGUGGAGACAAUUAACAAAAACUUCCAAGUUAAGUGUGAUCGAAGUGAGCUGGAAGUCGUGAGGAGGUUCGGACGUAAAGUUGGCGAAAAGAUCACUCCGGUGUUAGUCACAUUCACAACUAUGGGAAAAAAGGCAGAAUUGCUGAAACAUACCAAAAAUACAACUAAAAGUGGCCCUUCUCUGAGCGUCAUGGAAUAG
Plutella xylostella (diamondback moth) is the source of this 486-nucleotide messenger RNA. RefSeq lists its product as uncharacterized. The record is from RefSeq and is a predicted model, not a curated record. Lineage: Eukaryota; Metazoa; Arthropoda; Insecta; Lepidoptera; Plutellidae.